This is a messenger RNA of Nicrophorus vespilloides, 1885 nucleotides long. Its product is annotated as kalirin-like. Gene Ontology annotation, cellular component: cytoplasm. Gene Ontology annotation, molecular function: guanyl-nucleotide exchange factor activity. The coding region runs from base 27 to 1883 and encodes 618 amino acids. The record is from RefSeq and is a predicted model, not a curated record. NCBI's taxonomy places the organism in Eukaryota, Metazoa, Arthropoda, Insecta, Coleoptera, Silphidae. The transcript has 6 exons. Gene Ontology annotation, biological process: axon guidance; intracellular signal transduction.
CAGUUCAAGUGAAAUGCGCGAGUGAAAUGAUGAUGUCGAGCAAAACGAAGAGCAAACGCGUGAGUCGUCUGAUAUCGCACUUCGAGAAUUUGACAAUUUCCACUGAUGAGAAGAGCGUCAAUGGGAAAGAGCUGUGGGAGACGACGCAAUCGCAGCCUCAGCUCAAAAGGUGCAGCUCUUUAUUUGAAGAUGAUUCGGUCGAAGAUAUCAGAUGGACGUACGCUCAUGAUACGACGAAAUCGGUGAUUAAUUAUGAUGCCGAUGAUGAUGAUGACGAUGAUGUGAUUGAAGUGAAGAGGUUCAAUUCGAUUGACAACGAUCGUGGUGGCAGCAUCGAAGACGUCAGGAGUCAGGCGAUGAUGUUGUGCGAAGAGUACGCGAAGAGUUUACAAUCUUUGGGCAGCGAUGAUGUUGUUAAAGCGGAUGAAGAAAGUGUUAAAGAUGAGGAGUGUUUGCAGCAGGUGGUGCACGAUAAGCUUGAAGUUCUUGAGAACAUCUUCGCUUACAGCGAUGAUGAUGAUGAUGAGGAGGAUGAACCUCUUUACAUGAACAUCGAUUUCCACGUGAAAUCAGAGAAUUCUUACAGGAGUUCGGGAAGCACGGUGAGCGUUGAAAUGGAGCCGAGUGAAAUGCACGAAGAACCAAUUUACGAGAACGUUCAGAUGUUGAGUAAUUUGCGGAGGAACGCAAGCACCACCGAUUUAGUUACCAUGAGGAGCCAUGCGAAAACUCCGGAGGAUGAUCAGGAUCAGGAGAAGAGGGCGCACGUCGUGAAGACAAUCUACGACAGCAUGCAGAACAUCAGGAUGCAGAUGGUUUCGGCUGUGCAUGUGAACGAGAUCAGGAAGAGCAUCAACAAGAGCAAAAUGGAUUACAUCGUCGAGGAGCUGAUGCACACCGAAAUCAAGUAUCUGGAGAGUCUCGAAUACGCUAUAAACAAUUACAAGAGUUACGUGACGGAGCGCUUCAAGAACGGCCCGAAAAUAGCCGAGAGGAUGUUCUGCAACAUCGAGCAAAUUUACAAGCAAACCAGCGCUCUUCUUGAAGAAAUCAAAGCCAAGAAAGAUAAAUACGAGGAAGUGGGGAAGAUCUUCAAGAAACACAAAAACUUAUUCGAUUUGUAUCCGGUUUAUUGUCGGAAUAAGCAAGAAUCUAACAGAUUGGUAACAGACAUCUUCAAGAAUCCAAUCCGAAAACGCGAAGAGGAAUUGGGCGACAAAUUGGGUCUGAGCAGUUACCUGCUGAAACCGGUGCAGAGAUUGGGUAAAUACGAAUUGCUGCUGAAGAAUCUCAGCAAAUGCAUGAAGAAAGAUAACCAGAGCACGGAUCACGUCGACGCUGCAGUCGAUAUCGUCGUGAGGUCGUCGAAAAGGGCCAACGAUUUGCUCACACUUAAAUACAUCUCGGAUAAUCCGCACUCGUUCAGGGAAACCGGCGAGUUUAUAUAUCAAGACACCUUCCAGAUCCUUCAGCCCAAACGCAUGGAGAUGGAGGUGUUGCUCUUCAAGAAGAUGGUCAUAUUCGCAACGCGCGAUUCCAAAGACUCCGAAAGUCUACAAUAUCACCACUCUAUAGACAAGAACUCUUUGUCGAUCAAACAUAACGAAGAUUCGUGCACUUUCCGAUUGAGCAACUACUUUUUGCAGAAGAAAGACAAAUACAAUGAUUAUAAAUUGAAAGCCAAAGAUUUUCACACCAAAGAGAAGUGGACCAAAGCUAUUUUCGAUCUGCUUUGGGAGCAACUCAAUAAUCAGAAAGAAGAGUUAUCGAAGCAGCGACGAUAUAGCGAAGCGUACAAAGAUGUACAGCGAGACAAAGAGAACAACGUGAUCGAAAGUGAUAUCGUCCUUAAGAAUUCAACAUUUUAUACAUCCCGUAAAUGAUA